AUGGCAGGACCCUUCCUGUUCAAUUUCGCCAUUGACGACAUUAUGCGAAGAACAGUCGACCAGUGUCCUGCCGACAUUGUCUUAGCACCAUCAGGGUGCCCCUUGACUGGCCUCGAGUACGCCGACGAUGUCGUUAUAUUCGCGGAAAGCAGUACGAAACUUCAACAUGUUGUCAACCUUGGGUCGAAGCUGGCUGCAGCCUAUGGACUACGUCUACGCCCUGAUAAAUGCAGGCAGAUGUGGAUCUCUUUGAGACCCCGAACGGAAAUCAGGGCCACUUCUGCAUUUAACUCCUUAACGAAUGGUCAACCCCAUCACCAACGAAGUCAAGCUGCGAGUCUACCUAUCCGCAAUUCCUCCCAUCAUGAUGUACGGAUCGGAGACUUGGGCAGCACUAUCAACGGUUAUGGAGAGGAUGAAGAUCCUUACGCAGAACUUGAUGUGGUAUACCGGCGGAUGACAAGUGGAAGAUACCAACAUCUUGCACCGCCAUCGAAAGUGGCUAAAGUAAAUCGUCUUCGCUUCUUUGGUCAUGUAUUAGGGAGACCAGCAGAUCGCCUUGUUCAACGAGUUCUGGGGAGUUUGCCGGGUUCGAGUUGGAAGAAUCCACCUGGCCGAAAACGGAAUUUCUGGACUAAGGUGGUGAAAGAGGACCUGAGGACACUCUUGAAGUCGGCGCCAAAUACUGUAGUAGCGGCGCAACGUUUCCGUUUUCCAGCUUUUGUUUUGUUUGAAAGUCGAGAUUUCUUAGCACUCAAAUUCGAAAGGUUUGUACUCGUAGACUGA
Necator americanus (New World hookworm) is the source of this 786-nucleotide messenger RNA. RefSeq lists its product as uncharacterized. Lineage: Eukaryota; Metazoa; Nematoda; Chromadorea; Rhabditida; Ancylostomatidae. The transcript has 2 exons. Bases 1 to 786 code for a protein of 261 amino acids. The record is from RefSeq and is a predicted model, not a curated record.